CGCAUCCACGUGUCGAAAGACGGCUGCUGCGGACCCUUCGUGGACGUAGGGGCGGAGCAACUGUGGGCGGAGGUGUUGCGAGAGGUGAUAAAACACGGGCUUACCGCGCGGGGGUGGUUAGAUUAUCUUGAUCUCACUGUGGGUGGAACAAUCUCUGUUGGCGGAGUCGGUGGCUAUAGUUUCAGGCAUGGGCCGCUCGUGAGAAACGUCUUAGAGCUGGAUGUCAUCACCGGAAAGGGGGAGAUGUUAACAUGCUCAGAAGACCUCAAUCAAGACUUAUUUCAUGCUAUCUUUGGAGGAUUAGGCCAAUUUGGUGUCAUCACUAGGGCUAGGAUUGCCCUGGAUCCAGCUCCUACUAUGGUGAGAUGGGUUGCCCUAGUCUACAACGAUUUCAAUAUAUUUUCCAGUUGUGAGGAGCACCUGAUUUCCUUGGAUGGAGACAAGGAGAUGAAGAAAGGAUUCAACUACAUUGAAGGCUUCUUCUUCUCAGACAGCAAUCACGUAGAAAACUUCAUUUCUCCCUUUCUGUCUGGGAGGGAUAGAGUGCUUGUUGGUGCCUUCGCUGACAAGAAUAAAGGUGCCUACAUUAUUGAAGCCGCUUUUCAUUAUGAUGAAAGCUCUGCAGCCACCGUCGACCAGGACAUUGACGCAAUUCUCAGCGACGUCAUGAAUGGCUUGCAGCUUAAGUUCACCACAGACCUCUCAUACACCGAGUUCGUUGACCGGGUUCGCGUCGAAGAGCAUAAGCUCCGUCGUCGCAACCUGUGGAAUCUUCACCAUCCAUGGCUGAACAUGCUAGUUCCUAAAUCAAAGAUAAACUUUUUCAAUGAGAAAGUCUUCAAGGGCAUCUUCCAAGUGGAGAAGCCCUUAGGUGUCAUCCUUGUUUAUCCCAUGAAUAGAAACAAGUGGGAAGAGAAAUGGUCUCUUAUGUUUCCAGAGGAAGAAGACAUAUUCUACAAGAUUGGUCUUCUAAUUGCCACAGAAGCAGGAGAUUUACAGCGUGUGCUUGGUCUCAUUGAGGAGAUUAAGAGAUUUAGUGAUGAGAAUGGCUUAGGGAUGAAGGAAUACAUGCCAUACUACAGAAGCACAGAGGAGUGGAAGAGGUAUUUUGGAUCAAAAUGGGAGAGGAUUGUGAAGCUGAAGAUGAAGUAUGAUCCCAAGGCAAUUUUAGCUCCAGGCCAAAUGAUAUUUACUUCACCACAUCUGGAAUGA
Messenger RNA from Phalaenopsis equestris, 1212 nucleotides. Its product is annotated as cytokinin dehydrogenase 6-like. The transcript is spliced from 5 exons. Gene Ontology annotation, biological process: cytokinin metabolic process. Gene Ontology annotation, molecular function: FAD binding; cytokinin dehydrogenase activity. Lineage: Eukaryota; Viridiplantae; Streptophyta; Magnoliopsida; Asparagales; Orchidaceae. The annotation marks the transcript as partial. The record is from RefSeq and is a predicted model, not a curated record.